Molecule: messenger RNA, 612 nt
Organism: Vitis riparia (riverbank grape)
Lineage: Eukaryota; Viridiplantae; Streptophyta; Magnoliopsida; Vitales; Vitaceae
Product: RING-H2 finger protein ATL52-like
Exons: 1
Coding region: 1-612 (203 amino acids)
Biological process (GO): protein ubiquitination
Molecular function (GO): transferase activity
Source: RefSeq, a predicted model, not a curated record
AUGGCUUUAAGUCUAAACCCAUAUCCAAAUUCCAAAUUUCCAAUUUGGAGUCUACCCUUGAUCUGCUUGAUUGUUACUGCCUUUGCCAGCAUCUUAUUGUUCACUUGUUACAGGAUUGUAAAACAAAUUUGCUAUGGACAUCAUGGAGAAUCCUUUAGAAACUGGGUUCAGAGGCAACUUCUGGACGAAGCCAACCCUGAUGAUCCUUCUCAACAAUUCCAUAGUCGAGGCCUGGAUUCCUCCACUGUAUACUCGCUGCCCAUCGCCCAGUUCAAGAAGAAUGAAGGACCAAGCCAUAGCAAUACUGAUUGUGCAGUUUGCUUGGGUGAAUUCGAAGAAGGGGAGUUUCUGAAACAUCUACCAAACUGUUCUCAUGUCUUCCACAUUCCCUGCAUUGACACUUGGUUUGAGUCUCAUUCCAAUUGUCCCCUCUGUAGAUCACACGUCUAUGACUUCACCAUGGACAAUGAAUUCUCGGGUUCAAUGUAUACUUUGCUGGAGACUCUAAGGAGGGAAGAUUUCUUUCAAGAAUGGGUGGAAAAUUACCAAAUCCUUCGGGUUGAGAUCCUACAGACGUCCACACAUAGACAAGAGCCGGAAAACGGCAAUUGA